GAAAUAUGAUUGUUCUUUGUGUAUUUUCUGUAGGGAAAUCUUUUUUGUUUGAUUUUGUUUGAUCACUGGAAAAGACUUUAGUUAAUAAUUAUAAAAAAAACUUUAUUUAAAAAAAAAACUAUUAAAACAUCUGCAGUAUUUGUGCUAAAAAUGAUAAGGUCAGUAAUGAGGUCUUAUGACAGCUUGGAUGAAUUCUAUUACUGUAGUAAUAUAAACAGCAAAAGUAUCCCAUGAUGGCAAAUUGUUAGAAAAAUAGUUCAUUUUAAGUUUAGAAGUUUAAAGUCUAAGUUUAUGCUUUUGAUUUGUCAUGAAAUGAGGAAAUGGGUGUAGACUCCAGUGAAAUAUCACACUUCUCAGUAAGUGUUAUGGUAUUGUAACACCUUCCUUUCAUUUUAUUCCUGAAGCCCAGGCUUUGUGGUUACACACAGAUUGUGUUGUUUCCUUCCAUCAAACACUGUUCACGCUUUACUUUUACGAAAGUCUUAAAGAAAUGGGUGACCUGUUAAUGGUGAUCAUUCUGCAGGUAGGAAGAUUGCAAAGAAAUCAUCACAGAAAGAAAACAUGCUGUAACAAUGAGCGCUAUACAAAACAGGAAAUAAUGGUGAAAAAAAUUAUUUCACAAUAUGUGAAUCAAAAUAUGCACUGUACAUAAAAAUUUUUUUGCCAUAUGCUUAUUAAAUGAAGGGUAAAAACUGGCCUCAAAAUACCUUUCAGCAACUGCAGACUUUUACCAAAACUACAAUCCAUUAGAGGUCUUCACCAGCAGAACUAUAAUGACUAAACUGCAAGGAUGGAAAACAGGAAGGCCAGUUACUCAGGCUGUCUUCACAGUGGAUAAUGUGCCUGUACAACAAGGAAAGUCCAUCGUCAUUCCUUGUUUAUAUAAUGCAGAAUAUAUUAAUCAUCCAAAGUACCUAUGUUUUGGAAGGACAUGGGCUUUUUGCAAAGAUGUUAUGCAAACGAAACACAGGAUGCUGUCCAUUUCGGAUGACCAAACCCAGCAAAUAUUUACUGUGACUAUGAAGAAUGUAACAACUAGUGAUGCUGGUCAGUACUGGUGUUCUGUUAAAACCCCUGGCCUUGAUGUAAAGACAUCCUUUCAACUAAAAGUCAAAAAAGCUACUCCUGAGCUGUAUGUGGAUGAUCAGAUGGUAACUGGAUAUGAGGGCGGCCAUGUGGUGAUUUCCUGCCAUCAUCAAACCAAGAAACCAAUAGCAUGGUGUAAGAUGACUGGCACAUGUGUGAAAACUACUGGAACCAUGAGUGGUGCCUUGGUUCAGCUCAGCAGUAUGGACGGGGGUUUUACUGUGACCAUGAGCAAGCUGACAAUGAACAACACAGGAUGGUACUGGUGCUCAGCAGGAGACGAACAGAUACCUGUUCACAUCACUGUACAGAGGAGUACACCCAACUGGGAGAGCAGAAGCUCAUUUGCGUGGCUGAUAUUUUUGGGAUCGCUGCUUGCAUUAGCUUGUAUGGCUCUGAAUGUGUUCAGGCAACAGAAACAAAAAUGUGAAAUGUUCUCAGUGUCCAGGAGGUCUGAAAGUCCAUAUGUAAGCAUGAAAAAACCAAAUAUACAACAACAUGAAGACAAAGACUUUGAAGCUCAGGAUUAUGAAAUUAUGUCCAGUCCUGUGCAAAGCCUGGAGGUUCAGGGGAAGAAAGCUGAAGGCAAUGAAUCACUAAAGAGAGAUGGAGGUCACAUUACAUACUAAGACGACUUUGUUCUUAAAGGAUCUUACUGCACCUGCUGAAUAUGAUUUGCAUUACAUUUAAUGGGACAAUAUGAAGUCGAAAUAAAUAAGCUACAUUCAAUUUUCCAAAAGUGGAGAAGAAGAAACAUGUGGAGCUGUCCAUUAUGAGAUUCACCAAAAUUUCAUGUGUAUUUUUCAAAUACCUUCCAAAGAAUAAACACAUCAACAGAAUGAAUAUUUUAUAACGCACUAAAAUCUAGCCAUCGCACAGAGUACUGCUGCUUCAUAACUAAUUUAAAAUGUUUUUAUCUUUGCCUCUAAUCUUAUGGCACGAGGCAAGGGCCUCUGUGUUUAGUGUGUAAGAGACCUCUAUGAAACAGGGAGCUGUUCUUUAAUACUGCAUGUGAUGAUUCACUUUUCCUCCUGAAUGUUCAGGAAAGCAUUGCACUGAGCUUCACUGAAUGCCAUCAAGCAUUGCUCACAGCAUGUAAUUGUGCAAAAUUUUUGAUUUUGCAAUUUGCACUUGGUCCUCAAGGGGGCCUCAGUGAUAUUUGUUUAGCUUAAAUAGAGUGCACAUAUGCAAACCAGCAUUAGUCUACUGUAUUUUAAGGUUAUGAUAGUACAUAUUCUCUGAGUACUUUGUAUCAUUUCGUGUUUUCUGCAUUGGUCUGGAUAAAUGUGUCUGCCAAAUGAUGUAAAUAAAUAUAUAUGAAAUAAUGUAAUAAUGUAAAUAAACAUGUAUGAGGGAAAAAAAGAUAUUAUACUUCAUUAUACACCAUUGUGUGUACUGUAUUGUACAUGUGUUAUAUUGGAUGUUGUACCACAGUGUCAUUGGAUUCUCAAAUCUGACUGAAUUUUCUGUUAGAGCAACUCUGACAGUAUUUCCAGCUGUAAUUCAAAACGCAGGUUUAUUUUAAUGCACUCUAUCUAAUGUGGUAGCAUUUCUACACUAACAGCUCAUUCUCAGAGACUUGUGUAGUGGAUGCUCCAUGUAAUCUACUUCAUUCAGUUUUCUACCAUGGGAAAGUAUUCAGGACAGAGGAAAGAUUAAAGACACGGAAAAAAAGAGGUGCUGUUUACAGCUGCUUUAACAUAACUAACUUGUCUUGCAGACGUUCCGCAAUAUUAAAUGUAACUAUAAAUGGUUAAAAAGCACAAUGUGUCAUUCAUUAAUAAAA
Messenger RNA from Pangasianodon hypophthalmus (striped catfish), 2872 nucleotides. Its product is annotated as polymeric immunoglobulin receptor. The coding region runs from base 774 to 1715 and encodes 313 amino acids. Lineage: Eukaryota; Metazoa; Chordata; Actinopteri; Siluriformes; Pangasiidae. The record is from RefSeq and is a predicted model, not a curated record. The transcript is spliced from 8 exons.